Molecule: messenger RNA, 573 nt
Organism: Diplodia corticola
Lineage: Eukaryota; Fungi; Ascomycota; Dothideomycetes; Botryosphaeriales; Botryosphaeriaceae
Product: trna-splicing endonuclease subunit sen-15 protein
Exons: 1
Coding region: 1-573 (190 amino acids)
Biological process (GO): tRNA-type intron splice site recognition and cleavage; tRNA splicing, via endonucleolytic cleavage and ligation
Cellular component (GO): tRNA-intron endonuclease complex
Molecular function (GO): nucleic acid binding
Source: RefSeq, a predicted model, not a curated record
AUGGCCACCGCUGCAGACGACAACGGCCUCUCAGCGCUCGCUUCGCACAUCCAAGCCGCACAACCGCGCCGCCCGCCGCCCGCGCCGCAGACGACCGCGCACCAUGCGCUCGCGCUGCAGAUCCAGCACAACCUGCGGCACCAGCACCAGUGGACCGCGCUGCAGCUACACACGCACUCGCCCCUACCGCCCCAUGCACCGCUCCCGCGCCCGCUCAUCUCCGGCCUGCCGCCGCGCCGCCUGUACGUACACCCGGACGAGCAGAUGGAGCUAUUGAAGGAAGAAGCGCGCCGGAAGAAGAGGGGCGAGGCGGUCGUGGAGCCGGUGCCGGAGCGCGAGUGGGUGCUGCCGAGCCACCUGCGCGAGAAGUGGAGCUUGCGGCGCAUGGGCGACGUGUUUGAUGCCGUUGGAGACAUCCCGCCGACGGUUGAGGGCGGCAUUGAGCGCGACGGCGCGGAGCAGCCGAACAAGUGGAGGACUACUAAAAGGGUCAUGCUGGGCAUUCUGGAGGAUGAUAGCACGGUCGUGUACUAUCUCGUCCACGAUGGCCUGGUCAAGCCAAGGCAGAACUGA